Cutaneotrichosporon cavernicola is the source of this 3369-nucleotide messenger RNA. RefSeq lists its product as uncharacterized. Gene Ontology annotation, biological process: actin filament organization; clathrin coat assembly; endocytosis. Gene Ontology annotation, cellular component: clathrin-coated vesicle; actin cortical patch. Gene Ontology annotation, molecular function: phosphatidylinositol-3,5-bisphosphate binding; phosphatidylinositol-3,4-bisphosphate binding; clathrin-cargo adaptor activity. Lineage: Eukaryota; Fungi; Basidiomycota; Tremellomycetes; Trichosporonales; Trichosporonaceae. The transcript is spliced from 7 exons. Bases 1 to 3369 code for a protein of 1122 amino acids. The record is from RefSeq and is a predicted model, not a curated record.
AUGGCUCGCCUAGAUUUCAAAGCCAUUAGGCGCGCUAAUUGGCUGCGGACCUGGGCCAGGACACCUGCGAGCAACGCAAAACCCCUUGGACAGCCAGAGCACCACUCUCCUAAGGUAUCCUCCACCAUGUUCGGCGGCGGGCGAGCCCACCCACAAGAUUACGACGACGGGCCAUACGGCGGCAGGCCCAUGGGCAGUGGCCACCAGCCGACCCGUCCAGUCGACAAGGACAAGACUGAGGCUGAGCUCAGCCUUAACAUUAAGAAGGCGACAAGCCCAGAAGAGACGGCGCCGAAGCAGAAACAUGUGCGAAAGUGCAUCGUGUACACUUGGGACUACCACUCGUCGCUGAGCGUAUGGAACGGCCUGCGCACCCAGCCCAUCCUCACGGACGAGGUGCAGACGUUCAAGGCGCUCAUCCUCGUGCACAAGGUGCUGCAAGAGGGCCACCCUGUUACCCUCAAGGAGGCGCACGCGCAAACCGGCUGGCUAGAGACAUGCGGUCGCACGGUCGGCGGCGACGGGCAGAAGGGCUACGGCGCCCUCAUCCGCGCGUACACGUCGUUCCUGCUUGCCAAGCUGCGCUUCCACAGGCACCACCCCGAGUUCAAUGGCUUAUUCGAGUACGAGGAGUACAUCUCUCUCAAGAACAUUGACGACCCCAACGAGGGCUAUGAGACCAUCACCGACCUCAUGCAGCUGCAGGACCAGAUUGACUCGUUCCAGAAGCUCAUCUUUGCUCACUUCCGCGGGUCCAACAACAACGAGUGCCGCAUUUCGGCUCUCGUCCCGCUCGUCAAGGAGUCAUUUGGCAUCUACAAGUUUAUAACCUCGAUGAUGCGCGCCAUGUACCGCCGCACCGACGCUAGCGACGUGCUCCAGCCCCUGAUGGAGCGUUACAACUCGCAGCACCACCACCUGCGCCGCUUCUACUAUGAAUGUUCCAACCUCAAGUACCUUACGGGUCUCAUCAACGUGCCCAAGCUCGGUCAGGAGCCACCCAACCUCAUGAUCGCGGACCAUGGCGAUGCUCCCGACUUGCCUCGCCGGCCCAACCCCGACCGCAAGGCGACGCCGAAGGAGUUGCCUCCGCAGACCGACAUGCCGUCGGCGAGCCAGGCGGAGAUCGAGGAGCAGCGCCGCAUGCUGGAAGAGUAUGAGAACAAGCAGAACGACCUCCUCAAGCAGCGCGAGAACGAAGAGCGACGCCAGCGGGAGGAGAAGGAGCGACAGGAGCGCGAGUUUGCGGAGGCGCAGCGGCUUCAGAAGGAACGCGAGGAGGAGGCCCAGCGCGAACUCCAGCAGCAGCUCAUGAGUCAGCAGAUGAACCAGCAGUGGCAGAGCCAGAACGCUGGCCAGUUGGCCGAGCUCCAGCACCAGAUGCUCUCGGCGCGUGGCCAGUACGAGCGCGACCAGAUGAUGCUCGAGCAGUACGACCGCCGCGUCAAGUCUCUCGAGAGCGAGCUCGCCAUGGUCGGCGCCAAUGUUGGAGCCCAGAUAAACGCCAAGGACGAGCUUAUUGCGCAGCUCCAGAAGCAGAUCGAGCUUUGGAAGAACAAGUGGGAGUCAAUCUCCAAACUCUACGCGAAACUGCGUGCCGAGCACCUCGACCUUCUCAGCAAGAGCAAGGGCUUCCAGCUCAAGGCCAACUCGGCGCAGGAGGCAAUCGACAAGAUGGAGCGCAUGGAGCGCGACGUCAAGGCCAAGAACCUAGAAUUGGCUGACAUGAUUCGCGAGCGCGAGAAGGCACGCUAUGACCUCGACCGCGCGCGCUCCUCCCACAAGGAGGAGAUGGACCGCGUCAAGCGCGACCUGUCGUUCGCCAACGAGCGUGCCGAGGACGCGUCGCGGCACAAGAGCACCGAGGUGCGCGACAUUAUGGCCAAGUACAACCGCCAGCUUAACGAGCUCGAGGACACUGUGCGCUCCAAGCAGAUGCAGAUCGACAACCUGCUCGUCAAAGAGCACGACCGCGACGACGACGCCCACCGCCAGCUCGAGGAGAAGGAGGCCGAGCUGCUUGUGCUCCAGGAGGCCAUGGACCAGAACAUCCAGGAGCUCCAGGAGCUCAAGCUCACUCAGGGCGAGACGUCCAACACGUUCGACGCCCAGGUCGAUACCCUCAUCCUCGACCACCGCAAGGAGCUCAACGCUAUCAUCGACUCGAUCCUUCAGGCGUGCGUGCACAAGGUCGAUGACGCCAUUUACGAGCUCGAGGCUCCGACGCACCUCGGCAACACGACUGCAACGGCGCCCUACACGCAGUCGAUCAUCGAGAAGGCCAUGUCGAACGCGACCGAGUUCACCUCGACUUUCAACCUCUACCUCGGGCGCAAGAGCGGCUACGUUGACGUUAUCAAGACUGCCAACGAGUUUGCGCAGAGCAUGUCCGAGACGCUCGUGUCGAGCAAGGGCAUCACGCGUCUUGCUGAGAACGAAGAGAAGUCUGACAAGUUGGUGCAGGUCGCGAAGCGGUCUGGUGACGUCGCGCAGCGCCUCUUCCUUAACCUCCAGAGCUACAAGCUCGUGAGUGGGAACAAGGAGGAGGUUGUGCUGCGCAACAACGCCGAGGUGCGCAAUGCGCUCUCCUCGCUCUCCGAGACGAUCGAGCGUGUCGUCCCAAAGUCGAAGAGCAGCCUCACUCACGUCAACGGCGACCUGGGCGACAUCGUUGCCAGCGAAAUGGAGGCCGCUGCGCGUGCGAUCGCUCAGGCGACCGAGCGCAUCGCGCAGCUCAAGGCGCAGCCGCACGACAAGUUCUCGGCGCUCGACCGGCCCGUGCACGAUGCCAUCCUUGACGCCGCGGCCGCGGUCGCAAACGCGAUCGGGCGGCUUAUCCAGGCGGCUACGGCGUCGCAGGAGGAGAUUGUGCGCGAGGGCAAGGGCACGAGCUCGACGACCCAGUUCUACAAGCGCAACCACCGCUGGACAGAGGGCCUCAUCUCGGCGGCCAAAGCCGUUGCGUACGCAACCGGUCUGCUGAUUGAGAGCGCCGACGGUGUGAUCAGCGGCACGCACAACUUCGAGCAGCUGAUUGUGGCCUCGAACGAGGUUGCGGCCAGCACUGCGCAGCUCGUCGCGGCAUCGCGCGUGAAGGCCAACCUCAUGUCGCGCGCACAGCAGAACCUCGAGCUGGCCUCUAAAGCCGUUACGGACGCCUGCAAGGCCCUCGUGCGCCAGGUCAAGGUUGUCUCGAACCAGGCCGAGGCCGACGACAUGGUCAAUUAUGCGGCAAUGGCAUCGCACGAGUUCAAGACCCGCGAGAUGGAGCAGCAGGUCGAGAUUCUUACGCUUGAAAAGAAGCUCGGCGCCGCUCGCAGGCGUCUGGGCGAGAUGCGCCGCGCCGGAUACCACCAGGAGGACGACUGA